AUGGAAGACAGAGUACUCGAAAGGUUCGAAAAAUUGAAUAACAUAUCAGUGAACAUAUACUCAUACGAUGAAAAGACUAACAUAUACCCCUUAAGAAUAACUAAGCAUAAAGUAGAUAAGCAUGUCAAUUUACUUUACAUAAGAAACGAGAAAGGGAACAGUCAUUACUGUUGGAUAAAAGACAUGUCCAAAUUAAUAUGUGGGCAAUUAACCAAGCAUAAUGGAAGAGUAUACCCAUGUGAAAGGUGCCUGUUAUUUUUUCACUCUGAGGAAGAUCUUCAAACGCAUGAAAAGGAUUGUAAGAAAAAUCAGGCUGUUAAAAUAGUAAUGCCUGAAAAAGAUUCAAAAUUAAAGUUCAAACAUUACCAUAAAUCGCUACGAGCACCUUUUGUAAUGUAUGCAGAUUUUGAAAGUUUAACAACUAAGAUAGAUACAUGUCAGCCAGAUCCCAAGAGCUCUUACAUGCAGAAGUACCAAAAACAUGAACCCAUGAGUUUCUCACUUUACAUUAAAUAUAAGCACGGAGACUACAAACCGCCUAUCACAUAUAGAGGUCCAAAUGCAACUAAAGUAUUUUACGAAACGUUGAAAGCUGAGGCCUUAGAGAUAAAGAAAAUUUAUGAUAAGAAGCACCCAAUCAAAAUUACUGAUGAAGAUGACAGGCAUUUCAAGAGAACCCAUAUAUGUCAUAUCUGCGGGUUUAACAUCAAAGAAGUACCAUCACCAUAUUCGCCGAAAGACUCUGAGGACUUCCAAAAAAUAAUGGAUCAUGACCAUUUACUCGAUCCAUCCAAACAUGAAUCAAACUAUAGAGGGCCAGCUCAUAAAUUAUGUAACUUAAUGUACCAAUACCCUUCCCUCAUUCCUGUCUUCAUUCACAACUUAUCUGGCAAAGAGGUUGGAGCGGAAUGGGUAGAUGCAGGUGAUGGUAAAAAGGUCAAGCUACCCGGAAUAAAGUUGAGGUUUCUGGAUUCUUUUAAGUUCAUGGCUAGCAGCAUUGAUAGUUUAGCCAAAAAUGUGAAAGAAUUCAGAGAAACAGCCAAAUUCUUUCCCAAGGACAAAUUGGACCUCGUUACCAGAAAAGGCGUGUAUCCGUAUGAUUAUAUGGACUCGUGGGAUAAAUGUGACGAAACACGACUACCCAACAAAAAAGAAUUUUACAACAAAAUGACUGAGUCGGAUAUAUCACACGAGGACUAUGCACAUGCCAAAACAGUAUGGAAGACCUUCAACAUUAAAAAUUUAGGUGAGUAUUCUGAUUUGUAUGUGAAGACUGAUGUACUGAUCUUAGCUGAUAUUAUGGAACAUUUUAGAGAUGUCUGCAUAAGGACUUACAAAUUGGAUCCUGCAUGGUACUUCACUGCACCACGGCACCCGGUCUCUCUUGGGAUGCUAUGUUAA
Messenger RNA from Stegodyphus dumicola, 1401 nucleotides. RefSeq lists its product as uncharacterized. Lineage: Eukaryota; Metazoa; Arthropoda; Arachnida; Araneae; Eresidae. The record is from RefSeq and is a predicted model, not a curated record.